AUGUACCGAGCCUACCAGCCUCUCCUUCCAGCAACCAACAGGUACCUGCAGGAGAAAUGGGACAAAGCCAGUUAUCAGGAGCACUGCAGGAAGCCAUGUCUAGUUCUUGUGAGCUGUCAUCAUAUCAAAACUGACUGGUCAAAGAAAUUCAAGAAAUGCCAUGAAUCCAGAUCAUUAGCUCCAUAUAUUCCUGACACUCUCUCAACCUUGCAGGUGGAACUAGCAGUUCCUGUGGUCAACACAAAAGCCCCACCUACACCUUUGCAUCUUCAGGUGAAUUUGAAGAAACUCCAGCUGGAAAGAGAGCGCCAAGCUGCUCGGGACCAGGAAAACCGCUCACAUUCUGCCAGACUUUGGCGCAUCAAGCAGUCGCCGGGACGGGUGGACAACUGGAACUUCUAUUCCAUUCACAGCUUGAACUGGGGGAAGCGGCAGUGUGAUCUUGCACGCAUCUACUGGGAGAACCAAGAGCUGGCGAAGCGUCUGGAAGAAAGGAGGUCAGAACUUGCUCAGGAAUGCUGGCAGCAAGACUGGCACAAGGAGCAGCUAAUCCGUAGCAGCAUUGCCCGCUAUCCCCGGGAGACGGUGAGCUGCCAGGCAAAGAAUGGGAGAAGGAGGCAGGCAUGCCAGAACAACCAUAUUCCCCUUUCAGCCUCUGGCAGGAGAAACCCCAGCAUAAAGCCCAGCAGGACCCGUGAACCUUUCAGCAGCAAGAAUCACAGCAGAAUGGGCAGGAGCUUUUGGGGAAGUGAGAGUGAGUCCACCCAAGAAGAGGAGAUAACAACCACCACAUUCUCACCUUCCUCUUUGGGAAAAAGAGAUCUGGCCGGGCAACUCAGCAAAGAGACUUCUCUGCUGGCCAAGAUUGUAUCUGGAGGCUUCUGCCAUAGACAUGUUGAUGGUUCCUUGGUCAGGACGGAUUUGGCAGGGGGAGGUUCUCUUGAAAAGCCCAGAGGUGAAGCAGCGAUGAUCAGCAGCAAACCUCGCACAUCUGUAUGCUUAAGGGGGAACCUCGGACCUUUGGAGACCAGCCUGAGGCCUGCUUCAGGGGACACGGAGAAGAAGGCAGCAUUUUCAUCCACUAAAAACAUUUAACCUUGCUGUAGAAGGACUGGGAGGGCUCCCUCGUUUGAAGGGAAAGCCACCCUCUGGGUGUCAGUGCCUGUCGAGUGUCUAUAAGCCACCACUCAGGAAAUCUCCUGAGUGGUGUUGCGGUACAUCAGGUGAGGUACUGAGCAGAUUCUCCAUCUCCUCUGCAAAGCUUUGGCGAAAUUCUUUGGCCCAGGUGCAUGAAAGCAGCUCUGGCCUGUUGCUCAGUGACAGCGCACAUGCUUUGUGUUAAGUAGUGGGUAGACAUAGCAGGCGACACAGCGAUUCUUCAAACAGCUCUUCUUUAUUCAGAGGCCAGAACAGAACGGAACUGAGGAGCUCCGUCAGCCUGCUUAUAUAGAGCUCCAGAACAACGUAACUGUAGCAACUUUCUAAAACUAUCCAAUCACUGAACGUCACUUUCGAUCCUUCAUUUGCAUACAAACUAUCCACUCACUGAACGUCAUUUUCGAUCCUUCAUUUGCAUAACUAUCUACAGUAUCCCCCUGCUGGCCCAGGGUGAGAACUUCAGUACAUAACACCUUGCAUCCAGAAGGUUCCCAGUUAAGUCCAUGAUAUCUUCCAUUGAAAGGUGAUGGAAAAACCCCUUCUGUUACGAUGACCCUGGAAAGCCUCCACAGGUCAGACUAAACAAUACUAGAUCAGAAAGUAGUGUGGCCAAGUAUAAAGCAGCUUCCGUGUGCCUUUGUCAACCUCUGGCCUCCAGAUAUCGAAUACAGCGGGACAUAUGAAUGUACCCAGCCCCUAAUAUCCGCUUCAGAGGCUCUUCUGUCUGUCAGUAAUAUAAAUUAGGUUGGCUGAUAGCAGGUCAGGGCCUUCUGGGUGGUGGCGCCUCCAGAGUUGUGUCCUUCCCAAGGAAUUCAGUCAUGUCAACCUCUCUUGUAGUCUUUAGAUGUGGAGUAAAUACUUUAUUUCUCAUCUUACAUUGACUGUGUUUUACAUUUUAAUCAUGCAUGUUUGUGGUGGGGUUGUUGUUGUUGUUUUGGUGACUUUAUUGUUAUUGUGAGCCACCUUGGAAGAAUUUUAUUCUUAAAGAUGGAAUGGUUGAUUGAAUAAAUAAAAAGUCUAAUGGUUUAA
Podarcis raffonei (Aeolian wall lizard) is the source of this 2187-nucleotide messenger RNA. RefSeq lists its product as uncharacterized. The record is from RefSeq and is a predicted model, not a curated record. The coding region runs from base 1 to 1095 and encodes 364 amino acids. The transcript is spliced from 5 exons. Lineage: Eukaryota; Metazoa; Chordata; Lepidosauria; Squamata; Lacertidae.